Messenger RNA from Talaromyces atroroseus, 1107 nucleotides. RefSeq lists its product as hypothetical. The transcript is spliced from 2 exons. The record is from RefSeq and is a predicted model, not a curated record. NCBI's taxonomy places the organism in Eukaryota, Fungi, Ascomycota, Eurotiomycetes, Eurotiales, Trichocomaceae. Bases 1 to 1107 code for a protein of 368 amino acids.
AUGCAUCAUCAUCUCUCGACCAUCCCGCGAGCCUUCCUGUCCUCUCUGCGCACCAAUCUGCAGAUCUCCUUUGAAGACCUCAGUGCGUCUUCGUCUUCUCGCCAGCCGCCAUCAGCCAGCGAAGACUACUCAAACGACGCCUCUUCUUCCGCGGGCUUUGCGGAUGAUCUCGAGGAUCCCCCGUCUCCAACAGACACAUCGACCACCUCGACUACUCAGCAGUCCUUCCCCCUGCCGGCUACCUGGACCUACCAUGCCUCGACGGACGGUGACCGUCGGGCUGCCCUCAGACUCGUUGCUGAUAGCAUCCGCGAGCAGCGUGUGAACGCCAUACGUAGUAUUCUACUCCAUCCGGCAGUCCUUGCGGCUGCCUUUUCUCUGCUUACGUUGUUCGUGCGCUGUGCGUUGCAUGGCCAGGAGCAGAAGAAAAAGGGGGCCGUGGCAUGUCUGCUCGCCACUGCCGGUCUGACAGCAGCUGCAGUUAUAGUUGCAUACCGCACAACCAGACACUACCUGACCAUGGCAUCAGCCGUCGAAGAUACAGCUUGGCUGCGAGAGGGACUCGUUCAGCAGCAGCAGCAGCAGCAGCAGCGCAAUAAUCACCACCCAAACUCGCAUGGACCUGCAGGCAGCUCCAAACACCACAGCCAUCACAACUCAGGAACCUCCGAGGACGAACUCCUAAUAACCAGAGACCACGAAGAAAUAGUCGCUGCCCUGGUCCUCCGCACCGCUCGCACCAACGCACUCACCUCCGGUGCCCCGAGUGCCAACGGCAUGCGCGCCCUCCGCCAUCGACACAGCAAUAGCUCCACGACCGGCCGUUUGACGGGCGUGAUUCGCGCAUGGACAGUGAAAAAGUCUCAUCGAAAUCACGGCCUGGGCCUGGGUCUGCUCGAGUCGGCAGUCGCUAUUUGUCGAGUGCGCAGGCUCGACGGCCCCAUAUUCGCGGACGAUGAGCGGUUUUGUGGUGCGCAUGUCGUCUCGCCCGGAUACUACUGGUGGUGGUCGUGGUGCUGGUGGCAUUUUGGUCAUGCUAGAUCUGCUGAGAAAGCGGAACUGAAGGCCAAGGAGUGCUUGAGGGCGGUCAUUGAGGGGAAGCAAUGA